UUUCUGCCAUGGUGGUCUGUCAAGUAAGUGGAUGCCAGCUAGGUUUUGGCAUUACCAGCGUUCUGUCUGGCAUACUGGCCUUCUUUCCCAUGGGUUCCUACAAUCCCUGGUAUCUUGGCUGGAGCACCAAGAUCGCUGCCCCUGUGUGGGUUGGAGUUUUGGCAAUCGUGGCUGGGUCAUGUACAUUGAUGGCUUGUAGAGACCACACACGGAAAUCACUGUGGGAGCUGAGCUACGUCUUCAGCAUUCUUUGUGGUCUCACUGCUCCGCUGCAGUUCGCCAUCGCUGUGGCCGGCAUCGUGCUCGGACCUUAUUGCUACUACUCUUUCCACGGGGCGGUUGGAACUGGUUACCUGGCCCAUGCAGUCCGUCUGCCCUACCCUUACCUGGCCUUCCCGGGCCUGUGUUUGGACCCCAGGCAUGUGGAGUGGUUUCACCUGGUCCUGCACACGGCAGACCUCAUCACCAGUCUGGCCAUUUUUACUCUGUCACUCUUCCUCAUUGUCAUCCUCACUCUCCGAGUGCUACACUUCGGCCAUGUUAACAGACAGAGUCAUGGCCGCUAGCCAAGCACCCCCUGGCACCUUAUGGAGCCCAUUUUCUCACAUUAGAUUGACAAGAAUCUCUUGCACUUGAUCUCCAGUUUAAAAAUCAAAAGGUUGAAAUUACACAAUUUAAUUCUCCAAUAC
Alosa alosa (allis shad) is the source of this 689-nucleotide messenger RNA. RefSeq names its product transmembrane protein 212-like. The record is from RefSeq and is a predicted model, not a curated record. Bases 9 to 566 code for a protein of 185 amino acids. The transcript has 4 exons. Lineage: Eukaryota; Metazoa; Chordata; Actinopteri; Clupeiformes; Clupeidae.